CGCGUCCCAUGUCGAAGAUGGUGUCCUUGUGCUUGCCAUGCAAAGCGGAAUUUCAAGCUAGCGCCGCCAGGGAUGAUGGAGAAUGUGCUCGGCAAAAUAUUUGUCGGAUACUCGGGCCUUCCUGUCGUCAGCAAACCCUGCGACUUCAGAGGGUGUAGAGAUCGACAAACCGCCACUGCUAACAUGGAAUACUGGUUUCCUUCGUGGUUCAUAUCGAUGAAUUUACAAAUGUACCUUACGAACCUGCCGCGAAGGGGGAUGCAUAUCCAGCUGUCGACAACGAGAAGGAUCCCAGAUGACUCUGCGUCCAUCAACUUCGCCAUGCAAGGAAACAUCGAUGGUCUGAGAUUCCUGUUCAGUCAAAAGCUAGCACACCCAAAGGAU
Messenger RNA from Cladophialophora psammophila CBS 110553, 384 nucleotides. RefSeq lists its product as uncharacterized. The annotation marks the transcript as partial. The record is from RefSeq and is a predicted model, not a curated record. The transcript has a single exon. Lineage: Eukaryota; Fungi; Ascomycota; Eurotiomycetes; Chaetothyriales; Herpotrichiellaceae.